Vidua macroura (Pin-tailed whydah) is the source of this 697-nucleotide messenger RNA. Its product is annotated as feather beta keratin-like. The transcript is spliced from 2 exons. Gene Ontology annotation, molecular function: structural constituent of cytoskeleton. The coding region runs from base 241 to 552 and encodes 103 amino acids. NCBI's taxonomy places the organism in Eukaryota, Metazoa, Chordata, Aves, Passeriformes, Viduidae. Gene Ontology annotation, cellular component: intermediate filament. The record is from RefSeq and is a predicted model, not a curated record.
CUUUAAACUGGACGUGACACUGCAGAGUUGCAGGAUGGAAAACACUCCCAACCUCAGGACUCACCACUCUGAGCCAACCAGGAACUGUGGCCUGCAAAAUGCCCCGAGGCCAUGGGACAAGGCUGUCCCGCCCCUCCAGAACCUGCAUAAAAGCCGGCCCAGAGCCUCUCUCCCUCACACACUUCUCCUGACGCCUUCUCCUUCUGCUCCGGCUGACAAGGCACCCUCCACAUCACAGCCAUGGCCUGCAACACCCUCUGCCGACCCUGCGGACCCACCCCGCUGGCCAACAGCUGCAACGAGCCCUGUGCCCUGCAAUGCCAGGAUUCCCACGUCAUCAUCAACCCCUCCCCUGUGCUGAUCACCCUGCCAGGACCCAUCAUGACCUCCUUCCCCCAGAACACCGCCGUCGGAUCCACCUCCUCGGCUGCUCUGGGCAGUGAACUCAGUGCCCAGGGACAGCCCGUCUCUGGUGGAUUUGGCUUUGGCCUUGGCUACGGCCUGGGAGGCCUGGGCUGCUAUGGCAGAAGGGGCUAUGGCUACAUCUGCUAAGGGCCCUCAGCACCAGCCCUGACACCACCAGCUCUGGCCUCUGGCAACAGCUCCUGCAAGCAAAGCACCUCGCCUGGUGGCCUCUCUACUUGUACUUCACUCCUGAUUCCUUCAGCUUCUUCGUUCUUGUCAUUCUCUUACUUCA